Molecule: messenger RNA, 1530 nt
Organism: Elephantulus edwardii (Cape elephant shrew)
Lineage: Eukaryota; Metazoa; Chordata; Mammalia; Macroscelidea; Macroscelididae
Product: synaptojanin-1-like
Exons: 5
Coding region: 1-1530 (509 amino acids)
Cellular component (GO): cytoplasm
Molecular function (GO): calcium ion binding
Source: RefSeq, a predicted model, not a curated record
AUGACUGUGAAUGUGUUAGAGGCCACUUUUCUGGCUCUGGUGUCCAGUCAUUUCAUGAGGGCUGCCUAUGUACUUCACCGGGCCUCGUUUGACCACUUCAUUUCUCUAAAUGAUGUGUCUAAAGACGCCUGCGUCUCUCCCACCUCGACCUACUGUCAGCAGUUACCGACCUUACGGUACCGGGGUCCCCGGGAUCUUUCUCUACCCACCGAUCGGGGCUUCCCGGAUGCGCCGCUCGCGGGGUCCCUGCGGAGACACCUUCGCCUCGCGUCCCCCGCGGACCCCGCGUCCCCCGCAGACCCCACGGACCCUGUGUCCCGCGCGGAUCCUGUGUCCGGCGCGGAGCCUGUGUCCCCCGUGGACCCUGCAGACCCCACCGACCCUGUGUCCCCCGUGGACCCCGCAGACCCCACCGACCCUGUGUCCCCCGUGAACCCCGCGUCCCCUGCAGACCCCACCGACCCUGUGUCCCCCGUGGACCUGCGAGCUGGGGGCGGGGUGGCGGAGGGCAGGCGCCCCGGGCCGCUGGCGAGCUGGCUCCGGGAACCCACGCUGCACCCCGGGGCGCCGAGCGCGGCCAGCUCCGCUUCCCCAGGGAAGGGCUCGGCUCAGGCCGGUGCUUUCAGCCCAGACAGGCCCGGGCCGAGCCGGCCCCGCUCGCCCGCCCGCAGCGGCCAGUGGUCCCCCGUCAACACCGCCCGCCGGGUCCGGCUCGCGAGCAGAGGGCGGGUGAGCCGUGGGCCCCACCCCAGCCGCUAUGCCCGCCGAGGACCUACCUGCAGGGGCGAGCGGAGCUCCCGGACGGGCCCGAGGGCGGGCGCCGAGGCGGCCGGGGCCCGGAUCUCUGGCGGGGCAGCGCGAGGAGAGGCGCCGGGGGAGCUGCUGCCGACCAGCGCGGCCCUUCGCGGGGGUCGCGGGGACCUGGCUUGCCCCUCAGCACCAGGCCGCCGCCGCCGCCAUCUUGCCUUCCGCUCCGUGUCGCCGCCGCAGCGCUCGGCCGCGGGGUUCCCGGAUGUGGGCAUUUCCCGGCGUCGCUUGCGCGGGGGCCGCGAAGCCAACACCCGCCGCUCUCGGCAGCAUCGCGCUGGGAUUUCUGGAGGCUUUAAAAUGAUCUGCGAUGCCGGCUUAACAUUUCCCCCCUCAAACAAGCUUAAAGCACUGGUCUAUUUUCUAAAUAAGCCAAAUAAGAGCGGCAUGCGACCAAGACGGAUUAAUACAUCUUUGCGCACUUUCUGCCAAGAAAAGCAUUGCCAUCAUCUCCUUGCCGCCAUCGUGAUCAUCUACCAGGAUCUCAUCAGCCACAAUGAGAUGUUCUCCAACAUCUACAAAAUCUGGGAGAUCGUGGACGGACUGUGCCUGGAGCUGAAGGGGAAGAUGGUCAGUAGGACAGAGGGCAACAUUGAUGACUCACUUAUUGGUGGGAACACGUCUGCUGAAGGCACUGAUUGUGAAGGAACCGAAAGCACAGUUAUCACUGGUGUUGACAUCGUCAUGAACCAUCACUUGCAGGAAACCAGCUUCACAAAAUAA